Messenger RNA from Cyclopterus lumpus (lumpfish), 4375 nucleotides. RefSeq names its product centrosome and spindle pole associated protein 1. Gene Ontology annotation, cellular component: microtubule; spindle pole; centrosome. Gene Ontology annotation, biological process: positive regulation of cytokinesis. The transcript has 33 exons. Lineage: Eukaryota; Metazoa; Chordata; Actinopteri; Perciformes; Cyclopteridae. The coding region runs from base 281 to 3982 and encodes 1233 amino acids. The record is from RefSeq and is a predicted model, not a curated record.
GACAUCUAGCGGCGCUUUUCAGAGAAGCAGAUUCCUCAUGAAGGUUUUGGUUUCCAGGUCUUUGACGCGACUUAAAGUGAGGCCGAAUGAGUUUGACGAAGCGACAAAACUGCAGCUACUGUGAGCGGAGUUGUGUAGUUCAGCUUUGACGUUAAUUAAUGGACGAAAGAUGGGACUUUUUUCGAGGAGCAUGAAGAGGAAACACCCACAGAUAUACCACUCAAGGGUAACACAUGCAAGUCGAGUCAAGGGCUGUUAAUAAAGGCAGCACGGUGUGGAUAUGCCUUCAGCAUCAGUGGCACACAGAAUAGCCCCAAAUCCAGACAGAGGCUUAAGUUUAAGUUCGCUGCUGGGAAAUGACUAUGAAAGGAAGAAGAAACAACUUCAGCAGGAGCUUCGACUGGAAUACAAACAUGCUGCCAAGAUAAAGGAUCUGAAAACUAGUGAACCUCCAACACAACCCCAGGGUCUCUUACUACCCAUUGAGGAGAAGAUAUUGGUUCAGAAAAAACUAAGAGAGGAGAGAAAAAAAGAAUACAACCUCUUCCUACAAGAAAAAGCUAAAAUCGAAAGGUUUAAGAGGGGGACACCUCCUUUAACUUCAAAGCCUGGACAGGUUCAAGCUUCAGAUGCUGUGUACAUUUCUUCUCCAGCUUCUCCUCUGCCCAUCCUCAACAUCCAUAAACACAUCCACCCUCCUCCCAGGGAGCACCCUGCCUCCAGGAGAGUUGCUGCCACUCUGACUGAGGCAGUGGAUAAUGGAGAAAGCACAGGGACUCGGGGUCCAGGCCAUCGGAGGCGAAGGCAAAGGCAACUUCCCAAACCAAAAGAGCCCUAUAGCUCUGAGGAGGAGCCAAUCACAGACAAAGAGGAAGAGUUGGAGUUUAGACACAAGAGGCGACAAGAUGGACACACUCUAGAGCCAGAGUACACAGAGGGGAGGAGAACCAGAGAACGCAGAGCUAACAGCAGAGCUCCUCAGCGCACGAAGAAGGUGGGGGCCCCUAGUGUUCGAGAUCAGAACAACAAUGAAUGGGUUUGGAAGUCAGAUCCGCAAAUGCCAGACAGCACGAGGACGGCUGCAAGAUCCAGACCUGCUACCAGCAAGAAUACAGCCGGGUUUGGGACGGGACUAAUGAUUGGAGCAGCAGAAGAGCAGGCCGUCUCUCAGAUGAAGAAAGAAAAGUACAAGCAAGAGCUACUGAAACAAAUUGCUGAACAGCAGAGAAACAAGAUCAGGGAGAAGAAACUUGAGCUGAGGGUUGCCCCCACUCGAGCCACAGACCCUGGGAAACAGCCUGACCGACGAAAGCAGUUUGGGGCUAUAAAUCGUCAAUACGACAGCUGGAGACGAGACGUCUCACAAGAGGACACGGAACAGAGAGGCCCCCCAGGAAACACUCAUGUGGACUUCAGUACAGCUCCCAGUCAGCUGACAGAGAAGACAGCGCCUGGAUCUGGAACAAGAGCAGCACACGGUGUCCCCUCGCUCCACUAUUUGGACGAGGACUACCACAGGGACUCCUCAAGCAUGCUGGCAGAAGUGGCCAUCCCAAGGGUUGCUGGUGUUCCUCCCACUUUAACUAAUAACUACAAGACUCCUUAUGAUGCAGCUUACAACUACUAUGGGAACAGGAAUCCAUUAGAUCUUAAUCUUCCUUACAAUCAGAAUCUGCCUGGAGGGAUGCAUCCGUCUGGGGAUUUCCACAGCCAUCCUCAAAGACCACCUACUUUCAGACCCAGGGGCCACACGGAAGCAAGUGACCAGCAUAGUGCAUCUCCCCUGGAUGGCGGAGAGCUUCCUGCAGAAAAGUCCCAGCAGAGGAGAGAGAGGGCCCUGAGCUACCAAAACGCACUCAUGCAGCAGAUCAAUGAAAAAGAGGGGCGUAAAAGAAGAGAGAAAGAAGAGAAGGAGCAAUAUGAUGUUAAGCUAGAGGCUGAGAUGUUGGCAUACAACCCCUGGGGGAGAAGUGGAGGAGGUGCUUCAAUUAAAGACGAAAAAGGCAACCUUGUUAGUGACUUGAAUCAAAUGCACAAGACCAACGAGGAGUCGUAUCGGAAUCCUGUGUCCAGGAAAAGUGGACCGACACAAAGCUUUUCGAUGACUGACGCACACACUCCUGGAGCUGAAGGCAGGGCUCCCCUUUCCCAUCGACUACCAGGUUUCAAUGAUAAGCCAACUCCACAGCAGCUCCACGUGCAGGACAAAUACAAAGAAGACCUGAAACAACAGAUCAAUGAAAAAGAGGGGCGUAAAAGAAGAGAGAAAGAAGAGAAGGAGCAAUAUGAUGUUAAGCUAGAGGCUGAGAUGUUGGCAUACAACCCCUGGGGGAGAAGUGGAGGAGGUGCUUCAAUUAAAGACGAAAAAGGCAACCUUGUUAGUGACUUGAAUCAAAUGCACAAGACCAACGAGGAGUCGUAUCGGCAUCCUGUGUCCAGGAAAAGUGGACCGACACAAAGCUUUUCAAUGACUGACGCACACACUCCUGGAGCUGAAGGCAGGGCUCCCCUUUCCCAUCGACUACCAGGUUUCAAUGAUAAGCCAACUCCACAGCAGCUCCACGUGCAGGACAGAUACAAAGAAGACCUGAAACAACAGAUAGAGGACAACAAGCAGAAGCAGAAAGAGGAGAUGGAACGAAUGAGGAUUGAGGAGGAGAAAGAUGAGAAAAGGCUGGCGGCCCAGAGGGCCUGCAUACAGCAAGAAUAUGACAAGGAGCAAAGAAAGCAAAAGGAGAUGCAGCAUAUGAAGGAAAAAGCAGGUUGGAUCCAGGAAUCCAAAACUCAACACCAGGAGGAAGAAAAGAGGGUGAGACAGGAAGAGGAGAGUGAGAAGAAGGUACCUGAGAGCGCCAGAGACAGAGAGGAGAAAAAGGGGCUUUUGAGUUAUGAGCAGAGAGAGCCAUCUCCUCCCAUCCCAACCUUGCAGAGGAAGCAGACAGCGUUUGUGGCAUCCAGACCUUCGUCUGUUGAGAGCCAAUUCACCGCCAGGACUGGGCGGUCUGUGUCAGCACCACAUUCCCCACCAGUCCCUGAGAAAAUCUACCCGCUACAAGACGGUCAGCAGGAAGUGAUCAGAGAGCUCUCAGCCCUCCGUAAGUAUCUGAGAAAUGAGCAGAGACAACUGGAGCUUCAACGAUGCCAGACAGAUCUUCAGGAGAGUCACUACACUCCCUCCAACAGACCCACAGGACGACACAGAGAGGCCUUUAAAUCAAUGCACAAGCAAGCUGUCCAGCCAUCAACCAGGAGUCCCUUCUCUGGUGCUGCAGGAGUUAAUAUGCAAAAUAUCAGGGAGUUCAACCAGCUUAAGUACAGAGACACAGCGUCUCGUGAGGAGGUCCGUCACAUGUACCCGGACCCUCCCACUGAUGAACAAAGUCUGGACAUCCAACAGCAGGCACUUCUUCGUGAACAACAACGCAACAUCCGGCUAAUGAAGAGAAAGGAGGAGCACGAUGUUUUGGAACAGCCACUGAGCCACCAUCAGUCUAGGAACAAACCUGGACGCUCCAUCCACGCAGAAUCCACACUGCCAUCUGAGGCCUCUUUUAUUGAUGUUUACAGUGGUGAAGGGCCGGUUCAUCAACAGAGACGCCGUCAGCCCUCAGAGCGCCACGAGAGAACCACCUCAGGGAGGAGACAUGACUACGAUUGGGACCGUAACAACCAGCCAGGUGCUCAGUCUGUGCAGUCAGUGACUAGUUUGCACCUUGAAUGCAAAGUCAGGGACCACAACCAGCACCGCAUCACGAGACGAGACCCUGGUGAUUAUAGCUGCAGAUCAGAGGGGCCGUCUGUGGAUGAAGUGAAUGUCUCGUUGCUGCGUUCUGCCUUGGAGAGGCGUGUCUCCAUGGAGACUGUUGCCACAGAGGCGUGGCUGCGGCCCGGCACGUCAGAUACUGUAAAACGCGCCGUCUGUAUGGAGAGACCAAACAGUGGGAUGGAUGCUCCGCCCUGGCUGACACACCGCGUCUCAUAGCUUCCAUUAGCUGGUCUCCAAACCAGUGAGGAUAGCUCCCUUUUCCACGGACGGCUCUCCUGAGAAUGAACUUUGUUGCCGCGUGGUGCUUGAAUCACUUUCUGCAGUUUAGUUACAGCUUCAAAAGCUUUUCGGAGAGUCUGCCUGUAAAAAUAUUAAUGUCAGUUUAGACAAGAACCAUCUUACACGAGACUCGGUUGGUUUCGCUCAGUGUGAAAAGCGCACUUUUGAACCUGCAAUAGAUUUAGUCCAUGAAUGUUUUGGAUGAUGCAGAUCUGUGAAUACACCGUGAACACACAUGUGUGUUAAUGUAGUAAUUUAUUUUAGAAAUAUGAGUUUAUUUUAUUCUAAAAUGUUACGUGUGUCCUGGCUGGUCAUCAAUGGAGAAAAAUA